This is a messenger RNA of Drosophila gunungcola (fruit fly), 489 nucleotides long. RefSeq lists its product as uncharacterized. The record is from RefSeq and is a predicted model, not a curated record. NCBI's taxonomy places the organism in Eukaryota, Metazoa, Arthropoda, Insecta, Diptera, Drosophilidae. The transcript is spliced from 2 exons. The coding region runs from base 146 to 355 and encodes 69 amino acids.
CUAUGACUAUGGUAAAAUCCAAGCUGAUAUGAGCCACACUGAUGUCAUGAUAACGUACUUAUUUAAGAGCCAUUCCCGCCAUAGCUUCAGUCGUAAUUAAACUCUCUGCUCAACAACAAUUCCAUCGGACAAUAUUAUUAUCAGCAUGAAAUACUUCAAGUUCUACUGGCUACUCAUCGUUGUGGUGCUCUUCAUCUGUUCGCAAAACGCUGAGGCGGCCCCAAAACGAAAAGCCAAGCCAAAAAUCCAUCUUCCGAAACUUCCAAAAAUUAACAUAAAUAUUCAUCAUAAUAAUUAUAUUUUCAGACAUCCACAUCGGAUAGCGUUGGAUUCAAUUAAACAAGCUGUAGUGUAGUCGCUGUUACAUUAUUUUAGUUAUAUGUGUCGCCAUUAUAUGGUCCCUUAAAAAAUACUUAAGCUAACUUAUUAAACAAUACUCAACAAAACAAUUGAAAUAAUAAUCAUGGUCGUUUCUAUUAUCAAAACAUA